Labeo rohita (rohu) is the source of this 1393-nucleotide messenger RNA. RefSeq names its product odorant receptor, family 95, subfamily A, member 1 (gene or95a1). Gene Ontology annotation, cellular component: membrane. NCBI's taxonomy places the organism in Eukaryota, Metazoa, Chordata, Actinopteri, Cypriniformes, Cyprinidae. The record is from RefSeq and is a predicted model, not a curated record. Gene Ontology annotation, biological process: G protein-coupled receptor signaling pathway. The coding region runs from base 378 to 1328 and encodes 316 amino acids. Gene Ontology annotation, molecular function: G protein-coupled receptor activity. The transcript is spliced from 2 exons.
CUUGGCUUAUUCCAAUUGACUGCAUUUUUAAAGGGGUCAUCGGGUGCAAAACUCACUUUUAUAUGUUGUUUGAACAUAAAUGUGUGUUGGCAGUGUGUGUACACAACCACCCUAUUAUGCUAAAAAUCCACCCAGUGGUAUUUUUGUAAUCUUUAUAAGAAAUAUCCCCUUCCAGUGCAGGGGAAGACAAGAAUGUCUCUGACUGAGCGAUUGAGGUGUUCUGUUAUUGGAUGUAAUAGCCGCUGAAGAUGCAGAGAUUAACAUUAGAUUAACGUUACUUUCGAUUUAGAAGGAAGAUGUUCAUACAAAUCAUUCAUCCAGCUUCACCUACAGCGGAACCUUUGUAACAUCAUCGGCUCUGCAGAGCGCUUGAAACCAUGCAGAAUCUGACAGACCUCCCAGGCAACACGACAUCCAGCAUUAACCUCUCUGUCAUCGUGAAGGUGUGUGUGGUGAUUCCGUUUUUCGCUGCCUUCUUGUUCUUCAUCCUCCUGAUGCUGUACACCUUUGCAUCUCGCAGGCAGUUUUUUGACAGCUCCCGUUACAUUCUCUUCACCUACAUGCUGAUCAACGACACCCUGCAGCUGCUCUCCUCUGUAUCCCUUUUCUUGCUAGUGAUGGGUGGUGUGCAAUUUGCAAUCGUCUUCUGUGCGCCACUGCUUUAUGUGUCCGCUGCUACCUUCCUAAACACCCCACUCAUCCUUUCCACCAUGUCACUGGAGCGCUACGUGGCUAUUUUCUACCCGCUUCACCGUCCUGCCAUCUGGAGACCUGAAUGGAUUUGGAUCAUCAUUCUAAGCCUGUGGAUCAUCAGCUGCAUCCUGCCCACCGUCGACUUUGUCUUGAUGCGGCUCAAGCCAGGCGUAGACGUCCAUUCGACCCCUGUGCUCUGCAAAAUCACUGUGCUCAAUGCUUCUCCCAUUCAGGCUCUGUUCAGAGUGAGCCUCAAUGGGAUCUUCUUUGCAGUGGUCGCUGUGGUCAUCCUCUUCACGUACAUUCGGAUCCUGCUGGAGACCCGGCAGAUGCGGCAAGACCGAGUGUCAGUGAGGAAAGCUCUGCACACAGUGCUGCUUCAUGGGCUCCAGCUGCUCCUCAGCAUGAUGGCCUUCUCCCUGCCUGUCGCAGAGCUCUUACUUUUCCAGCGUGUAAGCUUGUCUCAAGCAGAUAUGUCUUUCAUCUAUUAUUUCUGCUUCAUCCUCCUUCCUCGCUUUCUGAGCCCGCUCAUUUAUGGCCUUAGAGAUGAGACCCUCAGAAGCUAUAUGAAGAAAGCUAUGCGUUGUUAUGGUCCUCGUAUUGACCCACAUAUAGAUGUCAAAAUAACUAAAUGACAGUGCAAGAACCAUGGGUUUGUUACUGCUUUUGUGAGAGUGACAAAUCAAGCACUUAAAAACAA